UUGCCUGCAAUUACAGAUACCAGACAAAACAAAUGAAUCAUGUAUGUUGUAAUGUAUGUCUAAUUGUCCCCUAACAAUAACAAAGUUCUAGUAAGAAAGAAAACAUAAUCAACAAACUGGAGAUAGAGGUCAAAUGGAGUUGGUGUCUGCUUUUCUAGUUGUAGGAACAUGUAUAUUUUCAAAAUAACAAAAUGUUUACAUACCAUAGAGCAUGUUAACAUUUAGAGUAUGUGCAUACAUUUUCAAGCUUUUAAAAUAACAUCUGUUGCUUUCAUUACUGUCCAAGGUGGAGAACAUAACAUACCUAACACAUUGGAUGUUAGGUACUGCAGUCUUAGAGUCAGUGGUGAUCAUCCAUAAAAUUUAAAAUUUAAAUUCAGUUUAUUUGUAUGUAUUGAUAACAGACAUUGUUUUAAAAAUUAUAUUAAUUUAGAGUAUUCCGAAUAUUGAAAACAAAGAGUUUGUGAAUUCUGUUAAAAUGUCAGUGAUCAUAAGAAAUAAGAAAAAUAUAUCAGUUUGGUAAUCUCACGAGCAAUGGAGUAAGUGGCUGGAAUUAAAAAAAAAACGUCCGUCCUUCCUCUUAUCUCAAGCUGCAGAAGUGUGUUAUACCACUCCCCACAUGCGAUGCAACACACAAAGCCUGCUGGCCAACAUUGAUACAUAAGAUAACUAAUGAGACUCAGCUUGUUUGUGUCUCCUCAUUGCUGCAACAACCUUUUUCAUACUGGGACAAGAAAUAAGAAGUGAAUAAACAUGUCAAGAGGAGAAAUCAUCUUUCUUUUUCUGUGUUUACUGUUUGAAUCUUCAUCGACUCAAAGCAAGCAAUGUGAAAAGGAGACAGACUGCCAGAUUGUUUUCCGGUCUGCCACAGAAAUCCCACAAACCCUGAGACCAGGCGUGACAGAGGUUUUUUUUCUGGAUAGCCAAAUUAAAACAAUCCCUAAAGCAGCCUUUCUAGAAAACCCCCAGCUUGAAAAGGUGGAAUUCUUGAACACUGAUACGACAUCUAUUGAGCCGGGAGCUUUUAAAGGUUUGGUAGACCUCAAGGAUAUUGAGAUCUCCAACAGUCCACUAACGUCAAUCCCAGUGGGAGUAUUUAAAGACCUCAGCAACUUGGAGAGGCUUAGACUAAAGCUAAACAAGCUCCGCAGUCUAGAGAAAGGCUUAUUUGAUGGCCUUGAAAAAGUAAGAGAGCUCCAGUUAAAUGGGAACGAGAUUGAAUUGAUUGAAGGCGGGUCCUUUGAUGGUGUUGAAAACCUUGUACUCCUCCAUUUAGGUAAAAACAAUCUCUCUGCUGUAUAUACCGACUGGUUCUCAAAGCUAAACAAACUGGAGAUAUUACGACUUUACGAGAAUCAGCUAACCACAAUUCCUGAAGAUAUUUUUCAGAAUUUGCCAAAUUUGAAGGAAAUUGGCUUGCAUGGAAACAAAAUAGCAGAAUUACCACCAAAUCUAUUACCACAUAAAGACAAACUAAAGAAGCUUUAUUUGGAUAGUAAUCUUCUGACUAGUUUACCUCAAGAAUUUUUUGUUGGCUUCCCUCAGCUUAGUUCACUGACGCUACAGAAGAAUAAACUAAGCACUCUACCACCAGUGCUUUUUGGAGCAAUGCCUAAAUUGACUGAGUUAAGUCUCAGUCAAAACAAUCUCAACACUCUUCCUGAAGGAAUAGUCAGCCCUCUGAAGAAACUCAAGAAGCUAGAUCUGUCUAAAAAUCACUUUGUCACCGUGCAUGCUGAGUACUUUGAAGGCCUUGAGAAGCUUACAGAGCUGAAUCUACUGAACAACAAGAUAAAUUCGCUGGAUGCAAAUGUGUUUGCAAAGCUACCAUCACUGACCACACUCAAGCUAGCUUACAACAACCUCCAGACGCUUCCUGAAGAUAUUUUUCAGCAUUUAGUAAAACUCCAAAAACUUUACCUCAGUGACAACCCAUGGCACUGUGACUGCAAUCUGAUACAUCUUCACCUCUGGUUGAAGGCGACCUCUGUCAAGAUUAUGAAUCCUGUGGUUUGUGAGUAUCCAGAAGAUCUAAAAGGGAAGGAAAUCCAAUCAUUAACAGAGGAUCAAUUUAUUUGCCCCACUCUUCCCUCCACAACCACUCUCACCACCACAACUACCACGACACUCCCAACUACAGAACCAACAACCACAAUACUUACUACCACAACACCAACAACCACUUUGCCAACCACCACCACAAUAAUACCAACAACCACUGCUUUGCCAACAACCACACCCACAACAACAGUAACUACAACUGUACCCACGACCACUAUAACAACAACAGCACCUACCACAACUAUAGCAACAACUGUACCCCCAACAACCACAACGACUACACCCACCACAACUAUAGCAACAACUGCACCCACAACAACCAUAGCAACAACUGUACCCACAACAACUAUAACAACAAGGGCACCCACAACAACUAUAACAACAACUGCACCCACAACAACAAUAGCAACAACUGCACCCACGACCAUUAUAACAACAACUGUACCCACAACAACAAUAGCAACAACUGCACCCACGACCAUUAUAGAAACAACUGUACCCACAACCACUAUAACAACAACUGUACCCACCACAACUAUAACAACAACUACACCUACAACCACUAUUGCAACAACUGCGCCUACAACCACCAUAUCAACAACUGCACCUACCACCACUAUAACAACAUCUCUACCCACGACCACCACCACAACAAGAAGUACGCCUAUGCCCACUACAACAACUCCAUCUACAACAACUAUGACACCUCCUUCACAAACCACUCCAAUGAUCUUCAUCGUUCAUCCCAAGGAGCCAGCCACUCAGGAGCGAUCAUCUUCCUACAAAAACAAACUUCAGCGGUGCAAAUAUCAGAUGAUGAUCUACACCUCACUGCUGGUGGUGUUGAUCACCUGCACACUGGCACUGGCUAAGUUUAUCCUGUCUCUUUACUGCCUGCUGCAGCACAGGGAGAGGAUGUACUACAGAGUCAAACUCACCCACUUCUCCUACAGGAGAGAGGUCACCCUCAGGCCACUACUUGAGGCAGAGACUCAUGGACUUUAAAUAACAACAGCACUUUAGAAAUGACCACUUGUUUGAUGUCAGUGAUGGUAAAUGAGCAGAUUAGCAGCCACAUGACCUGUCAAAGCACCCUGACCUUCAACCAGCAAUGCAGAAUAUUUGUCUCCCCCUCUGGCAGGGAGAGUAAUUUCACACAAAACAUAAAAGAAUUUGUUUCACCACAGUGUAAUACACAAUGAGUGCUCAAUACAAACCCUACAGUAAUAGCAACUUUAAUAAAAAUUGUAAUAAAAUAUUCAUUAAGUAAUGCUAUACAUUACUAUUAUUAUUAUGCUACUGAUGACAUGCUUUGGCAAGUUGUACAUACACUAGAAAUGUCUCAUCUGCAAAUUCUUUUGCUGUAAAGGAUUUCUGAAAUGCAUAAUAAUGUGUUAAAAACAUAACACACUGUACAAUGAUUAAACAUCCUUUUUCCUGGA
Morone saxatilis (striped sea-bass) is the source of this 3503-nucleotide messenger RNA. Its product is annotated as carboxypeptidase N subunit 2. The coding region runs from base 754 to 3066 and encodes 770 amino acids. Lineage: Eukaryota; Metazoa; Chordata; Actinopteri; Moronidae. Gene Ontology annotation, cellular component: plasma membrane. Gene Ontology annotation, molecular function: protein binding; transmembrane signaling receptor activity. The record is from RefSeq and is a predicted model, not a curated record. Gene Ontology annotation, biological process: immune response; toll-like receptor signaling pathway. The transcript has 3 exons.